Messenger RNA from Opisthorchis viverrini, 2122 nucleotides. RefSeq lists its product as hypothetical. The coding region runs from base 134 to 2038 and encodes 634 amino acids. The transcript is spliced from 7 exons. The record is from RefSeq and is a predicted model, not a curated record. NCBI's taxonomy places the organism in Eukaryota, Metazoa, Platyhelminthes, Trematoda, Opisthorchiida, Opisthorchiidae. Gene Ontology annotation, biological process: protein homooligomerization; potassium ion transmembrane transport. Gene Ontology annotation, molecular function: protein binding; delayed rectifier potassium channel activity. Gene Ontology annotation, cellular component: dendrite membrane; neuronal cell body membrane; axon.
CAAUCGAGUAUUCGGAGUAUAUUUGCUUGCAAAAUUAAGUGGAUGCGUGCAAAUUUGUGAUCCUCGUUUUGAGUAAUCGGAACUUCUGAAGGCUGUAACAGUGCGGUAUUGUCAACCCUGGUAUGGCGCCACAAUGGAUGCGGAAAAUCGUGUCAUACUUAAUGUCGGAGGUAUUCGACAUGAAACCUACAAGGCAACGUUGAAAAAAAUCCCGGCUACGCGCCUUUCACGCCUGACAGAAGCCUUGGCCAACUACGACCCUGUAUUGAACGAGUAUUUUUUUGAUCGACAUCCCGGAGUAUUUGCUCAAAUUUUGAACUACUAUCGAACUGGAAAACUUCACUACCCAGUGGAUGUAUGCGGACCUCUAUUUGAGGAAGAAUUGGAGUUUUGGGGGCUAGACGCCAAUCAGGUUGAGCCGUGUUGUUGGAUGACUUACACGGCACAUCGUGAUACUCAGGCUACUCUUCAAAUCCUCGACAAGUACGAAAUGGACACUGAUGAUCACCUACCGGAAAGUCUGUAUAAACGCUUCGGUUUGGAGGAAGAGUUCGCAUGUAACGACUUGACGAUAUGGCAGCGAUAUCGUCCAAAAGUCUGGGCCAUGUUUGAAAUGCCACAUUCAUCGACAGGUGCAAAAUGCAUCGCCCUGUUGUCCGUCACCUGCAUCAUACUCUCAAUAAUUGCUUACUGUCUGGACACCUCACCAACAUUGCUGACUCCUUCAUUGUAUUCAGUCAACAGUCGUGGAUCAAAUGAAUCCUUCUCCAUCCGCAAUGCGUCUUCCUUCAUGAACUUUCAUACUUUUCCGACGUACAACAAAACUGACGAUACAAAGAGGUUAGACACCGCAUACACAUUUUAUCGCGUGAGCAGACCUCAGAAAAAUGUGGCCUUUAUCUAUAUUGAAUGUAUUUGCAAUUUGUGGUUCACAGUGGAACUGCUCAUCCGGUUCGCAGUGACCAUGGAUCAAUGCGCGUUCAUCAAAGAUCCGAUUAACUUGGUUGACAUCGCUGCACUUUUGAGUUUCUAUACUGAAACCUGCUUGUACACUUUCAACGACAAGACGAUGCCUUCCUCACCGGUUGUGGACAUUUUCAGUAUUCUGCGCGUUAUGCGAUUGUUCAAACUUACCAGGCAUAUUUCUGGGUUGAAAAUUCUCAUUUUGACCUUUAAAGCUAGCGCAAAAGAGUUCUCCCUCCUGGUAUUUUUUCUUGGUGUAUUUAUUGUUCUAUUUGCUGCCCUGAUUUACUAUGCGGAACGCCUGAGUACCAAUCCAGAAAACGAUUUCACAUCUAUACCAAUCGGAUUGUGGUGGGCUAUUGCUACCAUGACGACGGUGGGAUACGGUGACAUGGUGCCCAAAUCGUACGCAGGCAUGGUUGUUGGGGCUAUGUGCGCCAUCACCGGGGUCCUGACCAUCUCCCUACCUGUUCCAGUCAUAGUUUCGAACUUUUCCAUGUUCUACUCACACAUGUUGGCACGAUCGAAGCUGCCCAAGAAACGCCGGCGAAUUCUUCCAGUCGAAGCUAUCAGACCGAAGCACAAGUCUGUGAUAUCUGGCAGACGGGGUGCGGACGAUCAUGGUUUGAACAAUCUGGGAAAGAGCCUCGUUCCUCACAUGGCAUUAAACCUAACAGCUGUUCAGGCGCUGACCGCUGGAGCUGUGAAUAACUUAAGCUAUCAACAGUCUGUAACACUCCGUUCUCGCCGGGCCGCGGUGAUCAGCCUUCAGCCAGAAGACUCUCCAUCAGAACAAGAGAUUUCACAUACAGAAUCUCAGGUGGUGACAUCCUCACAACAAAGUAGCAUCAUUACGAGAGAACCAAGUAGCCAGAACGUAUUGCCAGAUACCCAGAAAACUGAUCCUUGUCAAUCGCCACUCAACCCCAGACCGAUUUCCAUGUGCACAGAACUACCCUGCCCAACGUUGCUUGAGACCACUACUGGAGAAGAUUGCAAUGGGCUUACCGGCCUACUGUCCGAAAACGAGGUCACCCUUACAGAGCGACCCAGGCGAUUAAAAAACAUUGUGUGAAACUUGUGGAUUCGUUACUUUGCGUUUUGUUCCCCUUCUGCUCACACCAAAGCCGAUAUGUUUUGGGAAGAUGUAAUAAGAUCA